AUGGCAGGAAACCAGUCCCAGUGGAAUAUCACACCUGUUGAGCCUUUACAGAACUUUUCUGUCUUCUCUCUGUUUAACUUGUCUGCUCCACCCUCUCCUCCACCCUGGAAGGCUCCCUCCUUCACUGUGGCAGCCCGCUGCCGUGUAGCAGCCACACUGGUGCUGUUUGCGUUUGCUGCUGUCAGUAACUUGUCAGUCCUCAUUAGUGUGUGCUGGGGACGAGGCUAUCGCCUGCCAGCACACCUUCGGCCACUCAUUGCCAGUUUAGCAUCAGCUGAUCUGGUGAUGACUUUUGUGGUGAUGCCACUGGAUGCCAUUUGGAACAUCACAGUGCAGUGGUAUGCUGGGGAUGUCAUGUGUAAGCUGCUGUGUUUUCUCAAGCUCUUUGCCAUGCACUCAGCUGCAUUCAUACUGGUAGUGGUGAGUCUGGACCGCUAUCGGGCUAUCCUCCAUCCUCUGGACUCUCUGGACGCUGGGCUCAGGAACAAACGCAUGCUGCUUGUGGCAUGGACUCUGAGUGUGUUGCUGGCCUCUCCACAGCUGUUCAUCUUUCGGGCCAUUAAGGCUGAUGGAGUGGACUUCACUCAGUGUGUGACCCAUGGAAGUUUCCAGCAUCGCUGGCAGGAGACGGCAUACAACAUGUUUCACUUUGUGACGCUGUAUGUCUUCCCCCUGCUUGUCAUGACUUUCUGCUACACCCGCAUCCUCAUCAAGAUCAAUGGGCAGAUGCACAAGAGAAAAGAUGGUGAGCAAUGCCUCAGACGCAGUGGGACAGACAUGAUACCUAAAGCCCGGAUGAAGACCCUCAAGAUGACUAUUGUGAUUGUUAGCUCCUUUGUCAUCUGUUGGACACCCUACUACAUCCUUGGGAUCUGGUACUGGUUCCAACCAGCAAUUAUCCAACGCACACCUGAGUACAUACAUCACAUACUUUUUGUCUUUGGAAACCUGAACACGUGCUGUGACCCUGUCAUCUAUGGCUUCUACACUCCGUCUUUCCGGGCCGACCUCACUGAUGUGGUGGCGUGCUGCUGCGGUCACCAAGCCAACAACGCCUCACCUCGCUCUGUGGAUCAUCUGUCUUGUCGCAGAGCUGGAGCUGCUGGGGAGAUGGAGUCUGACCCGAGUUCAAACCAGCAUAGUGGCAAUCCAAGUUAG
Limanda limanda (common dab) is the source of this 1158-nucleotide messenger RNA. RefSeq names its product gonadotropin-releasing hormone II receptor-like. Gene Ontology annotation, molecular function: gonadotropin-releasing hormone receptor activity; peptide binding. NCBI's taxonomy places the organism in Eukaryota, Metazoa, Chordata, Actinopteri, Pleuronectiformes, Pleuronectidae. Bases 1 to 1158 code for a protein of 385 amino acids. Gene Ontology annotation, cellular component: membrane. The transcript has 3 exons. Gene Ontology annotation, biological process: G protein-coupled receptor signaling pathway. The record is from RefSeq and is a predicted model, not a curated record.